This is a messenger RNA of Ciona intestinalis (vase tunicate), 2047 nucleotides long. Lineage: Eukaryota; Metazoa; Chordata; Ascidiacea; Phlebobranchia; Cionidae. The record is from RefSeq and is a predicted model, not a curated record.
CAUAGACUUGUUUAGUUGUGUCUUUGCCUAACUAACUGGAAACUGCCAUACGGCGAGCGAGAAAACUGUAAACAGAUUUCAGGUGAUUUCACCCCGACAUAUACAUUAGCAUAUAGGAUUAAAGAGAGAAUCAGGUUACGUGAAAAUGAAAUAUUCUUUGGACGAAGUUUGCCCAGUAUGCGGUGAUAAGGUAUCUGGCUACCACUAUGGGCUUCUGACCUGCGAGAGCUGUAAAGGCUUUUUCAAGAGAACGGUACAGAAUGGUAAGAAAUACACAUGCGUCCACACUAGUAAGUGUCACAUUGAUAAGGAUCAACGGAAAGGGUGUCAAGCUUGCCGAUUCCAGAAAUGUCUUCGAGUUGGGAUGAAGUUAGAAGCUGUGCGUAGAGACAGAGUAAGAGGUGGCAGAAACAAGUUUGGGCCGCUUUAUAAGCAAGACAGAGCACGAAAACAACGUCUUAAAGCCCUCAGUGAGGUCCAUGACUCUUCAACAACAAUAACAAAUUUAACACUUUCCGUUGAAACAACAAAAGUUGAAUUUUGUGAACCGGUUCCACUGAUCCAAACACCCACACCAACGAAUAACGAAUGUUACGUCACCCCAAGUCAUGACUCUAUUUGGCCUUCUUCACUUGAAAGUCCCUCCACAAGUUCUAUAAUGUCAGUGUUGCCACAACCUUAUAUAUCCCAUUCCCCAUCACCAAACACCAGCAGUUUAGGCAGCACUGGGGACCUUACAGUGCGGAAUAUAUCCGGAAACUCUUAUAUCGAACCACCAACAUUUCACCCACCCCCGGAUCCCAUGCAGACCCAUUACCCCCUAUUAUGGGGGGCUCACCCUGCCAUGAACCCCACUUUACCCCCAACAUACCUCAGUAUGGGGCCAAUCCCAGCCCCAUACCAACUUUUACCCUUCAGCCCCAAUUCUGUGAUUGAGGGGUUCCAGAGGGGGUUUUACGUACCCCUACUAAUUGAUCAACUUCUCAAAUAUGAAAUCGUCGAGUCAGAGAUAAAAACUCGUAUUGGCACUUCGUUAUUAGAUGUUACCCACCGCAGUGACGUGUUCCAAUUAAUCUGCAAGAUUGCUGAUCAGACACUAUAUGCUAUGGUAGAGUGGGCAAAGAAGUCGGUUUUCUUUGCAGACCUGCAGGUUUCUGAUCAAAUGAAAUUACUUCAAGACAGUUGGAUUGAGUUGUUAAUAUUGGAUCAUAUUCAAAGACAGUUGAAGUUGAAAUCUGACUCAAUAGAGUUAGUGACGGGGCAUAAAUUUCCUCGCGAUUUAAGCAAAGUGUCGAGUCAUUGCGUCAUCACGUUUCGGAUCCUCAAAAGGUUGAUGGACCUUGAGAAAAAAUUUGCAGUACUUCAAGUUGAUGAGCAAGAAAUUGCGUGUCUAAAAUACCUCGUUCUGUUUGAUACAGAAUCCCACACAGCAGGAUGCCCCAACGUGCAGGAAAAAGUGAAUGAAGCAUUAUGUGAGUAUUCUAAGAAGAACUACAUGGAUCAACCUGACAGGGUGAACAAGUUGAUUUUUCGCUUGUCUGAAAUCCGAGCUGUGUCCAGUCAAAUAGAAGAUUACCUUCAUUAUAAACACCAUGAAGGGAAGCUCACAGAAGGGUCUUUGCUUGUCGAGUUACUAAAAGCAAGAGAAAAUGGUCCAUGAGUUUAAAAGAGUCAGAACCUAAUAUCACAUAUACGGAUAAAAGUGAAGUUUGCUUUAUUAUAAAAGUGAGGAUAAACUAAGACAUAAGGUGUACAUUGCAAAGUGUGAAGUAACAAACUGAAACGUUUUUCGCAUUUUAAAAGGCUGAUAUAUUUAUUAAUUUAUUGUAAUCUUUAAAAACAAAUUCUUUUAAAAACUGUUUAUCCAGAAAAAAAGAGAAUUUUUGACGAAGUUAUUUUGUCCAAAGUUGUGACGUCUAUUUCUUAUGUUCCUUAUUUCUUCUCUGCUAAUUUUUUGUAAUACUUUGUGUUCUUUCCGUUCUACCUAAUGCUCAUCAAUUUUAAAAUCACUUAUUAUCAAGAAUUAUAUAUGUGGCAUUUAUCUUGA